Molecule: messenger RNA, 1455 nt
Organism: Paramecium tetraurelia
Lineage: Eukaryota; Ciliophora; Oligohymenophorea; Peniculida; Parameciidae
Exons: 4
Source: RefSeq, a predicted model, not a curated record
AUGAGAUGUGGAUAAUUAAAAUAAGCGAAGUCUAUCAUGUUUUAAGUUGCCAAGAAUCAAAAGUACCAAUUGUUUUUUGAACUCUUGGAAGUUAGGAAUGAAACAAAUCAAUAAAAAAUAUAAAAACUUGAUUAAUUUUGCGAUGAUGAAUUAUUCGAACAAUGUUAUUUGAUUGCCUUCGAUUCUGGGUCAGUAUCACCGGUCUUUGAAAACAAUCAUUUUCCAUAGGAUCAAGAUUUAUUCCUAUGGAUGACUCUGAAAACUACUCAUAUCCUAAAUGAUAAUGAAAGUGAUAAUUGGUCUUUACAGGAUUUAUAAGAUGCCAUUCCAAGGAAGAUUGGCUAUAAAAUGGACAUUCUCUUACAAAGGUAUGAGGAAGUCUUAAAGGAAAUUUACAAUUCGUCUGCUUCCUUAGUUUCUAAAUUAGAAUAUUUCACAUUAUUCUUUAUAGUGCAAUCCCUUUUGGGAAUAAAAAAUGAAAAUACAAUGCUUGAAUUGAAUUUGAUUUUGAAUGAAAUCCUUGGAUUAGUAUUUGAAAAAUAUCCAGAUAUCGGAGGAUUAUUAAUUAUACUUACUGAACCUAAUCUUGAGCAAGCAAUCGAUAAAAUUCAGGCCGAGAUGAUGAAAUAUAAAUAUGGAGUUGAAGUAUUUUAGAACAAAAAAUUCUUUGAAAAUUUUGAGAAUAUGUUUGGAGACAAUCAAAAAACUUAAGAUUUUAUCGAAUCUAUAGUGCAAGAGCAGUUCCAAUAAAAUCUUCUUGAAUAUCAUAAAGAUUUUAUUGAAAACAUCAUCAAAGGAAAUAACAUUAACGAAUUGCUGGCCACACAUAAAGCUUUUAUUAACAAUAUCGAUAUGAGAAUGGAAGAUCUUAAGAGCUAUUUAGAAUUCAGAAAAACAGGGUUUACACAUUUAGCAAUGAAUUUAUAUUACAUAUCUGGCAUAAUAUUGUUGACAACGGAAUGCUAAUUCAAUUUGAAGGCUCAAGAAUUAAGAUUUACUUCAAGUGCUACACCUAAGUUUUUCGUUAAAAACAAUAACAACCCCAAAUAAUAUUACAAUCUAUUUUCAACAGUUUACUAAAUUGCUGUGUCCAAUCCUAGACAGAAGCACACUUUUGAUUUGUUGUAAGCCUUUAACUUCCUGAUUCAAUGCAGCAAAAUUGAAUAAUUCAAUGAAAAUAAGUUUAAGUAAUAUUUAGUCUUAAUUGACAUUUCAAAAUUAACGAAGAUUUUACUAGCCAACAAAUAGUUGUAUUUAUUAAAACUAUUUUUUUGGAUGAUAGACCUAACACUUGAGAUUCAUGAUAAAAAGAUAGAGGAAUAUAAAAACAUGAAAGAAACAUUUUAGAGGAUGAUUAACAAUAAAUCAUAUCAAAAUAUUGUCCUGAACUCUUUAUUUUUAAUAAAUAGAGAAGUUGAUUUACAUUUUUAAGAUUUCAAAUUAAUGCCAAAAUGA